AGGAAUAUAGAAUUAGGCGUUAAGAAUUAUUUUAUAUCUUGGAGCGUCAGGCCAUUUAUUACACACCUCAAACUCACAAAUUUCAGCAUUUUGGGUCAAUGCUCCAAAAGCAUUAAGAUGGGACGGACAUCCACGUUCUCAGCGAUUGAGUUGACAAGGGAACUCUCGCAAUGUGACCUAAAUCCUCGAAUGAGCGACGAUGACAGGGGGGAAUGAUUACGAAGCGGGGUCAGAACCGCUGCUUCCGGAGGUAAAAUCUAUGCGCCGCUCUAUUUCUUAUCACUUACUAUAGUCCAAAUAUAGUCAGCCACGAAUGAAUUUGAAUGAUUCGAGUGACUGACUGGUUCAAGUUCAAGUGAUUUGAAUUUUAUACCGGCAGACGACAUCCGACACAAAUUAAUCGAAUAGUUAGUCACACUUCUUUGGAUGCUGUACAAUUAUUUGAUCGCAGUGUUCUCAGUCAACCACACGCAGGAGUCUAUCCACGAUGCCUUCAAGAAGAUCACACAUCAAAUCACAUCACGGCUGCAGCCAAUGCAAACUCCGAAGAGUUAAGGUAAAUUGUCUCUGCAUCUCGAAAGGUUGUUGGGGUUGUCAGUUAUAUCACGGCUCACAACUUCUCAAUUAUCGUGCUAAUUCCAACUUUAGUGUGAUGAACGUCAGCCUGUCUGUUCUAGAUGCAAAGCAUAUAAAAGAGAAUGCACGUAUAAUUCCGUCAUCAGUCAAGCACCUGGUCAACAUAGUUUCGAGCUACGGCCACCGCCGUUAUCUAAAACACAUAAUCAUAAGCCGCCUCUCAUCAGACCAUCUUCCCGAUGCAAUCCACCUCAAAAUCAAAACCCGAUUUACAACAAUCAAGCAUGGAUUCCAUUUGCUUUACACAAAGAAGAAGAUGCUCUUCUUCAUCAUUAUGUCAAUGUCACCGCUAGACCCAUGACAUCGGCAUUCAAUCGUCCGGAUCAAAGUAAAUGGGAAGGAGCAGUUCGACGCAACGCUUCAACCCAUGGUUUCGUAUACAACGGAAUGCUUUCAUUUGCUGCAUUACACCUAGCUGUUCUACAACCCCAGAAUCGCUCGAUGUAUAUAGCCAAAGCAUUGAAGUUUCAAAAUGCAGGCAUGACGGAGUUCAGACCCGUGUUGGCAAAUCUCACAGCUUCGAAUUGUGAAGCUGCAUUGGGAUUUUCAGGCUUGCUGAUAAGUUCCAUCUAUGCAAUCACAGUAGCGCAGGCCGGGCCAAAUCGAUCCAGCGAGAGACUAUUGGAUUAUCUACCUGUGAUAUUUAGUCUGUUUAAUGGAACUGUGGCUAUAUACAGGAUGGGUUGGAUGAAAAGCCUCGAUUAUAAUCUUAGCGUACAUCUCCGACAAAAAGUAAUGAGAGUUGAUGUAGCCAACACUCCAGCCAAAGGUGAAGAGUACCUUGAACAACUACAAUGUCAAGAAAUCGAAAGGCUCAAAGAUCCACAUCUCCGAAACUUGUAUAUCGAUAUAUCCUAUAAAGUUCGGCGAAAUUUGAGAAGGACACAGCAAUUUCCUGGAAGAGCCUGGCCUGGAACGGCACCACCAGCAUACAUUCAAUGCGUAAAAGAAAGAGAGCCGAUUGCGUUGGUACUAGUUGCCUAUUGGUCGGUAGGACAGGAUAGAGGCGUUGGGUAUAAUUGGUGGGCGAGGAAUUGGGCGAGAGACUUGGUGGAGACGAUCGGAGAAGAGUUAGAGGAAGAUUCGCGAUGGGGCUUGUAUAUGAGGUGGCCAAGGGAGAAGAUGGGACUGGUUUGAUAGGAAUUGAUUACGAAUUUUAUGAAUAUAUUGGGCUUGAUUAUGUAAAAAGAAAGAUAUUGGCUCGACUGGACCAAUGUUUUAUUAUUUCAUUACACGAAGACAUUGGCUUGUGCUCGCAUCUACCAUUUUCAACUCCUAAUUU
Messenger RNA from Sclerotinia trifoliorum, 1918 nucleotides. NCBI's taxonomy places the organism in Eukaryota, Fungi, Ascomycota, Leotiomycetes, Helotiales, Sclerotiniaceae. The record is from the annotation of a GenBank genome assembly.